Ictidomys tridecemlineatus (thirteen-lined ground squirrel) is the source of this 2937-nucleotide messenger RNA. It is a transcript of the gene Nkapl, whose product is annotated as NFKB activating protein like. Gene Ontology annotation, biological process: regulation of gene expression. The record is from RefSeq and is a predicted model, not a curated record. NCBI's taxonomy places the organism in Eukaryota, Metazoa, Chordata, Mammalia, Rodentia, Sciuridae. Gene Ontology annotation, molecular function: chromatin binding. Gene Ontology annotation, cellular component: nucleus.
GGGGAGCCCAGGAGCGGUUCCUAGUGCCUGCCCCUGCGUAGACAGGAAGUGUCGAGGCCUCGGUGUCUGCAAUAACUGUCCUGCGUUGGCCAUUUGGAGUGCUGCUCAUGGCUCCAGUAUCUCGGUCCAGCUAUUCCGAGGACCCCCCAGGUUCUCAGAGGCCACGACGCAGCUCUUCUGGGAGCCCACCGUCUGCACGGAACAGGCGCUCCCCUUGGGGUGGCAGUUCCCGCCCUCACUCCCGAGGACCAGAGGGCCUCAAGCCUCCCUGGGUUGGGGUGAGCGUUGGCCCUUCUUAUCCCCUUAGCCGCGCUGAGUCUCGGGAGCGGCCUCCAGGCCUCCACAGCUACGACUUCUCGUCCUCCUCUUCAAUUUACUGUGGGGGAUAUCGCCACCACCACCGUCACCACCACUACGGGGGCGAUUGGCAGUGGGCAGAACACUAUGAGAAGGAAAAGGAGGAGAGCUAUCGGCAAAGGAGGCUGAAGGAGAGAGAGAGAAUUGGGGAGUUGGGUGCGCCUGAAGUGUGGGGGCUGUCACCAAAGUUUCCUGAGCCAGAUUCUGAUGAACAUACCCCAGUUGAAGAGGAGCUGAAGAAUCAAAAGAGUACCAAUUCAGAUUCCAGCUCUGAAGAAAAAAGAAAAAAGAAGACCAGUCGUUCAAAAAAGAAAAAAAGAAAGAAGAAGUCCUCCAAAAGAAAACAUAGGAAGUAUUCUGAUAAUGAUAGUAAUUCAGUCUCUGACACUGAUUCUAGCUCCGAUGAUGAUAAAAAGAAAGUCAAAAAACCUAAGAAGAAAGACAAGAAAAAGAAACACAGAGCGAAAAAAUACAAGAAAAAGAAUAAGAAGACUAAAAAAGAAUCUAGUGACACAAGCUAUAAAGCUUCAGAAGGGGAAUUUCCAGAAGGUAUCUGGAUGGGACAGUCAAAGACUGCAGAUACAAUGGAUUUAAUAGGCCCAGAAGCACCUAUAAUACAUACCACUCAAGAUGAGAAACCUUUGAACUAUGGUCAUGCUCUGCUCCCAGGUGAAGGUGCAGCUAUGGCUGAGUAUGUAAAAGCUGGAAAGCGUAUCCCGCGAAGAGGUGAAAUUGGGUUGACAAGUGAAGAGAUUGCCUCAUUUGAAUGCUCGGGUUAUGUCAUGAGUGGUAGCAGACAUCGCAGAAUGGAGGCUGUAAGACUGCGUAAAGAGAAUCAAAUUUACAGUGCUGAUGAAAAGAGAGCUCUUGCAUCCUUUAACCAAGAAGAGAGAAGAAAGAGAGAGAAUAAGAUUCUAGCCAGUUUCCGAGAGAUGGUGUACAGAAAGACAAAAGGGAAAGAUGACAAGUAAAGACGUUUGUUGCACAGCAGGACUUUCAACAACAAAUUUUCCAUCGCCAAAAUAAUUUGAAAAGAUUUUUCUGUGCUGUUAUACUUACUACAUUAGUAAGUCUCUCAGGGAAAAAAAAUCUGCUUUUUGAGAUAUCUUUAGUCAUUUUAUUUUUAUUUUCCAUUUAAAAAAUACCUGCACAUGAUUUUUAAAAUAUUCAAAUGUUACUGAAAGAGAGUAAAUCUGUCACUCCAGUCCCCAAUUUCCCUUCCCAAAGAAACCUCUUUUUGGUGUCUCCUGUAUCUUCCCAUCGUUUUGUGUUUAUACAAGGGCAUACUUUGCUGUAUGAAGGUUAGUUUUAUCCUGAAAAAUGUUUUAAGGGUUUUUUUCUUCCACAUUUCUUUGAUCUUUCUUUUGGAGGGCUUCAUUGCCUCUUGGAGCCAGUCAUUUGCCUCGAAAGGACUAAAAGAAUCUCAAAAAAGAACAAAGGAUUCAAUUGAGUAUAUUAUUCUGGUUGCAGUUAACAGAUGAGCUUUUUGAAAAAUAGAAGACAUUUGAUUCUUAUAAACUGAAAAGUUUAGACAGCAAAUGUAUUUCCAGUUUGGCUUUACUAAAACUUGGGAUUAUUUCCCAAUCUUUCUUUUCCAUGAGUCAUUUUCCUCAAACUGGUUUCAAAAAGGCUGCCAAAUCUCCUGGUCUGCCUGUAAAUAGGAAAAUAUUUGUAAUAUUGUCUAUAAUAUCUGUAAAGAGCCAAUAUUUCUGACUUCAUAUUCCAAACAAGAAUCCAGAUUUUCUUGGGUCUCAUGCCCACUUAAAACAAGGGCUAUUGCCAGGAAAACAGAAAGGCCUACUCCCAGAGCUACAGGUAUAGUUAGUUUAUGAGUUACAUGGGAAAAGAGUGCUAUCUGCUGAAUGAAAAUCAGGGUAAUGUUGGACAGGGAAAAUAGACAACCAACAUAUGCCUGUGGUGUUGGAUUUAAAAAAAAAAACAUGAAAUAGUAGAUUUGCUGAAAGUUGAAGAAAGUCUUGGCUUUGACUAUUAGAAACCAAGUUCUGAUUAAAGAGGACAUAGGGUUUAUAUAAAUGAGAUAUAAGAGUGAAACGAUGAAGAUUGGAGGUACUUGAGUCUUCCAAAGAGUAGAUUGGGGUCACCUACACUAACUAUCAAAGAAAAAAUGAGAAGAUAUAAAGGAGGAGCAGAACUCAUGAAGAGAAGACCAGAUCAGGAGGUACUCCAUGCACAGGAGAGUUAGCAUUGAGAGACUGAUUCAGGAUUCUCUAGGGAAGACUAGAAUAAACUCAACUUGUGGUCUGUCAUAAGGCCUUUGUUGUCAUUUAGUGAUUUCUGCCUGAUAUCUCACUGAUCUUGACAAGUUCAAUAGUGGCCAAACUAUCUCAUUUGAAUAACACCCUUCUCAAGGCUCAAGAUACUGGUAAGCUGAAGGUGCAAAGGUGGGCUUCUAGAAUCUAGCAUGGAAGUGUAAUGUGAAAGGUCACCUUCAUCCCAACGUAUGGUACAGUUGAAACUGGACCAUUCCAGCUUGAGGUUUUCCCAAAAAACAUGGGGGAAUAUUGACGAAAGACUGUUACAUCUUCAUUUUUAGAAAUAAACAAUUUAUUCCAAACUAAA